GAAAGCUAAUUGCUGUUUCACGAAAAUCGAAGGACCAACCAUUGCUUGCUUCGACCCAGCGUUAAAGCUAAAACCCCAGUAUUAUUGCUCUGUUUUCGUGUAUAAAAGGAGAGCCUGGCCUCUCCUCUCCACCAUCAAAACGAAGCAAAGCCCGUUCAUUGCUUUGUCUCGUUUAUUUUGUUUCGUUGUUCCGUUCGUUUCAUUUUCUUUGUGCUCGCUCUUCCAGUCCCUGUUCUGGGGGAAGGUGAAUUUUCUCCGAGAAAAUCUCUGUUUCUCACAUGGCGGACAGGGUCCUCACUCGCGUCCACAGCCUGCGCGAGCGCCUCGACGAAACUCUCUCUGCUCACCGCAAUGAAAUUCUCUUGCUUCUCUCAAAGAUUGAAGCCCAUGGCAAAGGAAUUCUGAAGCCCCACCAGAUUGAGGCUGAGUUCGAAUCACUCUCCAAAGAUGUCCAAAAGAAGCUCCAUGAUGGAGCUUUCGGCGAGGUUCUGAAAUCAACCCAGGAAGCCAUAGUUUUGGCUCCAUGGAUUGCUCUGGCUGUUCGGGUAAGGCCCGGUGUCUGGGAAUACAUAAGGGUGAACACUAAUGCUCUUGUUGUUGAUCAGUUGAGCGUGCCAGAGUAUCUUCACUUCAAGGAAGAACUCGUCGACGGACCUCAAAACGGAAACUUUGUUCUCGAGUUGGAUUUUGAACCCUUCACCGCAUCUUUCCCUCGGCCGACUCUUUCCAAGUCAAUUGGGAAUGGAGUUGAGUUCCUCAAUAGGCACCUCUCUGCAAAAUUGUUCCAUGACAGAGAUAGCAUGCACCCACUUCUUGAUUUUCUCAAGGUUCACCAGUACAAGGGCCAGAGUAUGAUGCUCAAUGACAGGAUUCAAAACCUUAAUGCCCUCCAAUUUGUUCUGAGGAAGGCAGAGGAAUUUCUCCUCACACUCCCACUUGAAACGCCAUAUUCCGAGUUUGAGUACAAGUUCCAGGAGAUUGGUUUGGAGAGAGGAUGGGGUGACACUGCCGAGCGGGUGCUUGGAAUGAUCCACCUGCUGCUGGAUCUGCUUGAGGCGCCGGACCCGUGCACGCUCGAGACGUUCCUUGGCAGAAUCCCUAUGGUUUUCAAUGUUGUUAUCCUUUCUCCCCAUGGCUACUUCGCUCAAGAAAAUGUCUUGGGCUAUCCUGACACUGGUGGUCAGGUUGUUUACAUUUUGGAUCAAGUUCCUGCCAUGGAACGUGAAAUGUUGAAGCGUAUUAAGGAGCAAGGGCUCGAUAUCAUCCCCCGAAUUCUCAUUGUGACUCGUCUUCUCCCGGAUGCAGUGGGCACGACCUGUGGCCAACACCUUGAGAAAGUUUAUGGUGCAGAGCACUCUCACAUUCUUCGAGUUCCCUUUAGAAAUGAGAAGGGCAUUGUCCGGAAGUGGAUCUCUCGUUUCGAAGUGUGGCCAUACAUUGAGACCUUCACAGAGGAUGUUGCUCACGAAAUUUCCAAGGAGUUGCAGGCAAAGCCUGAUUUGAUCAUAGGAAACUACAGUGAGGGUAACCUUGUUGCCUCAUUGUUGGCUCACAAGUUAGGAGUAACACAGUGUACUAUUGCUCACGCAUUGGAGAAAACAAAAUACCCCGAUUCAGACAUUUACUGGAAAAAAUUUGAGGAUAAGUACCACUUUUCGUGCCAGUUUACAGCUGAUCUUAUCGCCAUGAACCACACCGACUUUAUUAUCACCAGUACUUUCCAGGAAAUUGCUGGAAGUAAGAAUACCGUAGGACAGUAUGAGAGUCACACCGCCUUCACCAUGCCUGGUCUGUACCGGGUUGUCCAUGGCAUUGAUGUGUUUGACCCGAAAUUCAACAUUGUCUCGCCUGGGGCUGAUAUGUCCAUCUACUUCCCUCACACAGAGAAGGAGAAGAGGCUUACUAAGUUCCACCCUGAGAUUGAAGAGCUUCUCUUCAGUGAUGUGGAAAAUGAGGAGCAUCUAGGUGUGCUGCAUGACAAGAAGAAGCCCAUCAUCUUCUCUAUGGCAAGGCUAGACCGGGUGAAGAACCUGACAGGACUUGUCGAGCUGUAUGGUAAGUGUGAGCGGCUCAGAGAGCUGGCUAAUCUAGUCGUGGUGGGUGGAGAUCGCAGGAAGGAGUCCAAGGAUUUGGAAGAGCAGGCCGAGAUGAAGAAGAUGUAUGAUCUCAUCGAGAAACACAAGCUCAACGGGCAGUUUAGAUGGAUAUCUUCCCAGAUGAACCGGAUCAGGAAUGGUGAGCUAUACCGGUUCAUUGCCGACACCAAGGGUGUUUUCGUGCAGCCUGCGUUCUACGAGGCUUUCGGGUUGACGGUUGUUGAGUCCAUGACCUGUGGCCUGCCGACAUUCGCAACCUGCCACGGUGGCCCGGCAGAGAUCAUCAUUCAUGGAAAGUCUGGCUUCCACAUUGAUCCCUAUCAUGGUGAUCAGGUAGCUGAGCUUCUUGUCAACUUCUACGAGAAGUUCAACAAAGAUCCUUCUUAUUGGGAGGCCAUUUCACAAGGAGGCCUUAAGAGGAUCCAAGAGAAAUACACUUGGCAGAUCUACUCCGAGCGGCUAAUGACGCUCGCUGGGGUUUACGGGUUCUGGAAGUACGUGUCAAAGCUCGACCGCCUCGAGAUCCGUCGCUACCUAGAGAUGUUCUAUGCCCUCAAGUAUCGCAAGUUGGCUGAGUCUGUGCCAUUGGCUGCUGAGUAGAAAGAAGAUUGGUGGAUGAAUUGGGGGCUUGCGAAGUGGAAGUUUCCUGAAUUGCUGAAUAAUUCUCAAGCGUUUUGAGACUGUAAAAGAAAGAGGCUUCUGCUUUUCUUUUCUUCUUUUUUGUUUUUUGUUCUCUGUUUUUUGCUUUUGUUUUCUUUCCAUUCCAUUAUGUUCUUUCCAUUGUUGUCGUUGCUUGCAAUUGGAUUUGAGCCCUGUUUUUCGCAAGGAACAGUCGGUUUUUGCUUGAA
Messenger RNA from Diospyros lotus (date-plum), 2944 nucleotides. RefSeq names its product sucrose synthase. NCBI's taxonomy places the organism in Eukaryota, Viridiplantae, Streptophyta, Magnoliopsida, Ericales, Ebenaceae. The transcript is spliced from 14 exons. The record is from RefSeq and is a predicted model, not a curated record. The coding region runs from base 279 to 2696 and encodes 805 amino acids. Gene Ontology annotation, molecular function: sucrose synthase activity. Gene Ontology annotation, biological process: sucrose metabolic process.